GUUGUUUUUCGUCCGCCAAAAUUUAAUUUUAUUUAUUUUCCUUCCCAUUUCUCAUCGAAAAAUUAUAAUAACAAGUAAUACAUUGUAUGAAAGCGUACACUUAAGGAUAUGUCGAAACGAUACAUAUUCCCACAGCAAUAUGGUGAAAGGAAAAAGCCUAAACUGGAUGUAUCCAUCUCAGACCACAACUUUCCUUUGAGCCAAAAUCCCGGUCCAAACAAAGAAUCAAACCAAACUGACAAUUGGGGUGACGAUAAUGACGACGAGAUCCUGCUCCUGGCCAGUCAAGCCUGCGAGGAUGUGUUCAACGUGCACGACAUCAGCCAGGUCCCUAACUACAGCAUGUGCAUGCAGCCGGGCUCCACCAGCACGCAGAUAGCCAACGAACCCGGACCCAGCUCUUCCAAGUCCAGCUUUUCAUUCAAAAAGCCUGCUACAAGCCUCCCCAACUACACUUCAACUAAUAUUAAGGACAAAUGUAACAGAAUCUCAUCACCGCUCCCUGGCAUUACUCCGAAAGUCGCAUCAUCAAUGAACGGACACAGCAAUGUGUCUGAUGACUUGAUCUUCAAUGACCAAGUCUACAAAGGGCAGGAUUCCGAGCACAUUUACAGGCAAAUGCUUAAGCUGCAGGAAGAGAAUGCUAAGUUAAAGUCAGAGAAUGGGAAGUUGCUUGAGAAAUGUGUGACCAAGGAAGGUGAGGCGUCUAUAUUGCGGACUCAGCUGAAGAGCAGUCAGAUGGCUGUGGACAGCGCGCGGCUCGACAAGCUGAAGGCCCAGGAGAAGGUGCAGAUGGAGUGGACGGAGAAGCUCACCGCUGCCAACAAACAGAUGCAGGACUUGAGGACACAACUGGACUUUAAGAACCUAGAAAUAAUAAGUACAAAGGAGAAAUGCAAGAUGUUGGAGAACAGUAAAGUAAAACUCACUCAAGUGACUGUUGCUGGGAAUGAUGUCUCUUUCAGUCAUAGAAACAACAACAGCAUCCACAUAAAUGAACCGAUGAUGAUGACUCAGAGCAGACGCAUGAAGCUGGCACACAGCGGGGCACAGACUGAUGGCAAGACUUACUUUGUUAAGUUGAAUAAAACAUGCAGGAGUGCCCAUUCCAAGUUAAAAGACAUCCUACCACUAGUGUUGCACCAAUCAAAUGAGAAGCAAAACUCGAUACUAGAAUACAGUGAAAAGCUACAAAAACCUGUGGAUUUCUCUCAGAACAAAUGCAGAAUUUUCAGCACUUUCCACAGAAUUCCAUCUUCUCCAGUGACUAAAGAGAAAAGGCGAGAAAAGUUCAGUAUAAGCUGUCUUUAUGAAGACUUGACCUUUAUUGCAACAAAUAGUGAUGCAUGUUUGGAUGGGCUACAUGAAAAGUAUGAUAAUAUCUACAAAUCAGUUUGUGUGGUACUAAAUGACGUUUUAUCAGAACUAGAGUUAGUGUCUCAGCGGGUGACGACGGCUUUUCAAAAAGAAAUGGACGAGAAAUACAUAGAAGCCACUUCCACGCAUUUGGAAGUGGAUAAAAAAGAUUUGCUGUGUUGCAAUUCAUUGUAUAAAGAUGAACAAGCAAUAACAGCAAGACGAGUUACUGCAAUAUUAGCCAGUAUCAUAGAGUAUACAGCAAAUGUACAAUUAGUUAGCAAAUUUAUAGAAGAAAACAGUAAAAGCACUUCGGAAACCGAAGCGAAUAGAAAUAUUUUGGAAAAUAUUUGUAGAAUAUGUACUCUACUUGAUAAUACGUGUACUACAGUAUUGUAUAGUGGCCUACUACUAGCCAUGAUUUACACACUAGAAAACAUCUGGGAAAAGAGUGACAAAUCCACAUUGCACACAAAACUACUAAACAUAGUAAAAACAAUAAUAACAUCCCGACCUUUGCCCAUAGUUUCCACUAAAAUGUUAGGUUUUAUGAGGAAGCUGGCAAUAUUGAAGCCGUUUGUAAACAAUUUGUGCUCUGGCAGCACUGUUGGGAAUUUGAAAACGGAUUUUGACCAAGGAGUUUUGUUGUACAAAAAAGAUUCAUGCUAUCUUCAGAUAUAUCUGAAGCAGAUAGAGGCUGCUCUCAAAUGUAUGGAGAGACAUAACAUGAGGGCGGCAGCGGUGGAAACCACGCGGGAUCUUGUAGCUUUCUACUCGUGUGUGAGUAGCGAGCUGUCUGGGCGAGACAAGAGCAGAUGUGACUGUCAGCUGGUGACCAGUCAAGUGAUUGUGUUCGCGCUACAGAUAUGUGCGGCCAUGUUGCAUAGCCACCGAAGCACAGAGGACAACAUCCACAAAGACUUACAAACAAUAUGCAGAUCUGGCGUCCUAAUACUGUACCAGUGGGUACUGAGAGACGUGGAGUUCACCUCUCAGCUGGGGUUCAACGAGGGGCAUUAUCACCUUUUUGUGGAACUUUGUGAGGAAAUGAAGGAUCAGCUAGUGCUGAAUGAGAUUCAGGGCAACAUGUUAUCAGAACUGGUCGGGACUCUCCAAACGUCAGCUGAAGACCUGGACAUGCCGUCAGCGACCCACCAGAAUGUCUGGAUCAAUAGCUUCAAGAGUUUCACACUCGCAGACUGAACUGUACGGAAGAAUGAUAAAGCUAAUACUAGAUGGCGCCACUGGGGUUGACAGCUGUCUUGUGAUUGGCUGGUUCUGUUGUGCUUUGAAUAAAGCUGUUGUAUGAUUGGCCAGGCUAUUAUGCUAGAGUUUUGAAUGAAAACAUGAUUAGUUGUUGUGUCAAGAUGAACUGAGUCUGA
Molecule: messenger RNA, 2738 nt
Organism: Plutella xylostella (diamondback moth)
Lineage: Eukaryota; Metazoa; Arthropoda; Insecta; Lepidoptera; Plutellidae
Biological process (GO): DNA damage checkpoint signaling; DNA repair
Source: RefSeq, a predicted model, not a curated record